This is a messenger RNA of Esox lucius (northern pike), 1176 nucleotides long. RefSeq names its product zona pellucida-like domain-containing protein 1. The transcript has a single exon. Lineage: Eukaryota; Metazoa; Chordata; Actinopteri; Esociformes; Esocidae. The coding region runs from base 158 to 1117 and encodes 319 amino acids. Gene Ontology annotation, cellular component: cell surface. The record is from RefSeq and is a predicted model, not a curated record.
UCAACUAACAUUAAGCGACUGCGGACCAAAUGCAAGACCUCCACAAUACACUGACAUCUCUGUCAAUUGUGGGAGUUACUGCAUUGACCUGGCUAUCCUCAUCUGUCCUGCUAUAUACAGUGGCUACAACGAGUCACUACUUAUCCUCAACAACAUCAUGAAUGACCCAACCUGCAAGGGAACCGUGGAUGUGAGUGUGACACCGCCUGUCUUGAGGUUCAAACUGUCCCUCAACAAUACCAAUUCUUGUGGCAGCAUCGUCAGAACAUUCAGCGCUGCAGGCACAGGGGUGUUCUCUGACUUCUCCAAUAUCCAGACUGUCAACAUCAGCGGUAUUGUCCGAUCAUCUGACCCCACCAUAGGGACAGUAACCUACAACGCUGACCUGAAGUAUUUCUAUUCCUGCGCCUAUCCUUUAGAAUACCUGAUCAACAACACCCAGAUCUCUGUGUCGGCGGCCUCCAUUGCAGUCAAAGACAACAAUGGUAGUUUCAUCAGCACUUUGAGCCUUGCACUCUACGGUGAUGUCAACUACACUUCACCCUUGGCAAUUCCGGCAAAGGGUCUUGAUCUGAGGACCCCAAUUUAUACGCAAGUCCAGGCUACCAACCUGACCUCCCAGUACUAUGUGUUGUUGGACAGAUGCUACGCCUCAGUUUCUGCUUUCCCUGCUAACUCCACUUACUUCAACCUGUUUGUGCCUUGCAACGUUAAUCCGAUGACCACUAUACUUGAAAAUGGACAGAGUCAACAUGCCCGCUUCUACUUCCCGGCCUUUCGCUUCAUGGAGCAACAGAAUCAGCUGAUAUCGACCUACUACAUCCACUGCAUUGUUCGUCUCUGUGAGGUGAGCACGUGCAGUGCAUUCAAGCAAUGUAGCAGAAGAAGAAGAAGUGUUGAUCCUUCUAUCCAAGCUGGAGGGACAGAUUACCAAACCAUCUCCUCCCCUCCCAUUACCACCAGAGUAGAGAACAUGUUAGCAUCAAAAGAACUACUCUCUGGCAGCCACAGCUCUAACUCCACCUCAGGUCUUGGGGUGGCUCUAGGCAUCCUGGCCUUCAUCUGUAUCAUUGCUGUUGUCACGGCAGUAGUCUUCCACAGGAGGCUCAACCGUUAAAGUGGAGACUGUAACCACAUAUUGUACAUGACUUAAAAACUGUUGGCAAGUAUCCACAU